AUGACUGAGGGAGUCAAGAUAACGACGCGUGGCACUGCCAAACUUAAUAAAGGUGAGCUUGAAUCAACGUCGCCAUCACUUCAAUCUAUAGACACUAAACUUAAUAGUAUUUUACAAAUUCUUGAGAAGAAUUCUAAUGACAUCGUCGAAAUUAAAAAAGAACAAAAAGACAUGUGUGAAUCUAUUGAGUUAUGCCAUGCAACCAUCAAUGACUUUAAACAAUUAAUAUCUACUCAAGAUUUGAAGAUAAGAGAGUGUGAAAACGAGGUACAGAAGACUAAGAAGGACACUUAUAAAUUCGGGAAAUCGGUUGAGAAAGUGCAACGUGAAGUUCGUGAUCUUGAACAGUAUUCACAUAGAAACAAUUUAAUUAUUUACGGUAUCCCGGAGGACAACGAUGAAAAAAUUAUGUUCGUUAUAAGACGGUUAGCAACUGCUCUACACUUCCAAGAUUGGUCGGAGAAAUUAGUUGAUGCUGUACAUAGAAUGGGGAAGUAUGAUCCUACGAAUACAUCGCCGAGGCCUAUCAUCAUUCGCUUCGUCAGACGUCUGGACAAGGACGCUUUUUUAAAUAAACGUAAAGAACGCCGCAAUCUUAAAGCUUCGGACCUUGGCUUCAGCAGCGAAGACUCGAUCUACGUCAACGAGUCAUUGACGCCAGAGAACAGGGACCUGCUGAAGAAGACGCGUGAUGCGGCGAAGGCCAAGGGCUACAGCCAGGUGUGGACGGCGAACUGCAGCAUCUUCGUGCGACGAAAUAAGGACACUGAUGCUAUCAAGAUUAGGUCAGACGUGGAUAUUGACAGCAUGUAA
Messenger RNA from Macrosteles quadrilineatus (aster leafhopper), 813 nucleotides. RefSeq lists its product as uncharacterized. The transcript has a single exon. Lineage: Eukaryota; Metazoa; Arthropoda; Insecta; Hemiptera; Cicadellidae. The record is from RefSeq and is a predicted model, not a curated record. The coding region runs from base 1 to 813 and encodes 270 amino acids.